Molecule: messenger RNA, 1895 nt
Organism: Argiope bruennichi
Lineage: Eukaryota; Metazoa; Arthropoda; Arachnida; Araneae; Araneidae
Product: protein boule-like
Exons: 10
Coding region: 451-1083 (210 amino acids)
Molecular function (GO): RNA binding
Source: RefSeq, a predicted model, not a curated record
AUGAAUUCGUCCCAGGGAUAACUAUUUUUAAAUCGAAGUCCUUGUCACUGCGCAACAGUCUCUCUCACCCGACAGCCAGGGGAAGCAGGCAGGUCCAAAGUAGUAAUGAACACUGUUCUAAAUUUAUUUCUUCGAACCGUGCCUCAUCGCCAGGAGUAAACUGGGCUGUACCAUUAAACGCGGAGUUUUUAUUUGUUCUUAAUUGUGACACUAAUUUCAAGGAUUCGGUGUCGUCAUUAUCAUCCAGCGAGCUGCAGGAAUCACUUGUUUUUUCCCCGCAAAUUGUUAUUCGCAAUGGUGCGCGUGUGCUGUAAUGUUUGAAAUUUCGACAGCGAAAACAAUGCGAGCAAAUGUGUUCAACGAAAUCGACAUUGCAUGGAUUACGGAAUUCUGUUUUGAAACACCGGGUGUAUAAUUUCGAAAACCAUCACGGAUUCAAAAAGCCAAGAAAUGUCAACAUCAAGUGCGGAGGGGUCGGGCUCUCUGUCCCCUUCACCUGUUGCACCAAAUGCUCCAAAAUUCGGUACUCUCAUACCAAACAGAAUCUUCGUAGGUGGAAUAGCAGCUAACACCACCGAAUCGGAGCUUCACCAGCUUUUUGCUGCCUACGGGAAUGUGAAGGCUACGAAGAUCAUACUCGAUCGAGCUGGAGUCUCGAAAGGAUAUGGAUUUGUAACCUUUGAAACAGAGGAAGAAGCGAGAAGAAUACAAAAAGAGGCUGAUAUAAUAUUGAAAGACAAAAAAUUGAACAUUGCUCCAGCUAUAAAGAAACAGCCUUUCGCAAGAGUUUAUGAUACUCCGCCAUCUUUACCAAAUGGGACCAUUCUAUACCCUAACAGCAUACCAGCAGUGACAUACCCGACGAACGGAGUUACAUUCUUCAACCCCCCAGAGAAUGUUUGCACUUUCGGGAGUCCUCAGGCUAAUUUUAAUGUGAUAUAUCCAUCUUCUGUCUACCUCCCACAACAGACUUUCCAGUGCCAUCCAGUGAGCACACCGUACCCGGCAGUGCCUGCUGUUCCUGAAAUGACUCCAUUCAUCCCGGCGCCGCCCCACUACUUCAUUCCCGAACACAACUAUUGAGAACACCAGAGUACCUGGAUUCAAUCAUAGUGCAAGAGUCAAUGGCGUCAUGGAACCGCAGCAUUGCAAUACACAGGGGUGAAUGUGAGACGGAAGAUUUUAAUGGAACACCAAAAAGGUUUUGGCUCAUCUUUGGACGCUGAAUGAUGUCUUCAUAUGUUUUGUAAACCUGAUAUACUCAGUGCAUGUCUAUCACAGGAUUAUUGUUUUAUAUUGUUUAAAAUAAUUAGUUUUGUUGCGAUACAUUUUUGUCCUUUAAAAUCAUUUCUAUAAAAUUAUGAAGAAUGUUUGCAUCCACUUUGACGUAAGCAACUUUAUAAUUUUGGAGAGACAAGAAAAUAUUUCUUCUCAUCUUGAGUUACUUUUGGAAAGCAGCCAGUCUAUGAGCUGAUGAUUCAAAAGUAAAGAAAAGCACAAAGUAUGCGGGUUCAACCUUGAAUUGUGUUCAUUGUUUACAAAUAAUUUUUUUAUCUUUUGAUUUAGAAAAGAAUAUAUAUCAAUUAACUCAUCGCCUUAAAGUACAGAAAGUGACCACGUUCAACGACACCAGUGGAGACAUUAUUUCUUUGAAAAACGCUGUUAUAUUACUUCAAAAGAUGAAAUAAGAAUAAAGUAUUUGUCAUUUUAUUUAUUUUAUUACACCCCCUAUUAUCGAAUAUAUUAAAACAUAUUAACAUUUUCAUGUGUUUCACGUAAUAAUGCUGUUUUUGUCAAACGUUAAUGUACUAAUUCUAUGUAUGAAUAUUUAUGUAUAUAUUGUAUUUACUGUCUUGUAUAUGUGUAAAAAAAAUAAAAUUUACGCACCAUACUGA